Messenger RNA from Symbiodinium natans, 1164 nucleotides. NCBI's taxonomy places the organism in Eukaryota, Dinophyceae, Suessiales, Symbiodiniaceae. The record is from the annotation of a GenBank genome assembly.
AUGGCGCAGACUUGGUUCCAUGCCAUGACCAGCAGCGGCAGCCUGGAGAUGUACAUGAAGAACCUCGAGUUCCAUGUUUCCAUGGAGGCUGCCAUCAAGGACCAGAUCAAGCACGUUGGCCGAAAGUUUUUUUCCAUCAUUUCUCUGUCUGUGGAGGCUAUGCAGGGCCGAGUCGAGGAUCGCACAGUCAUCCUGACCAAUUCUGGCACCAUGAAGGUGCCACAGCUGGAUUUCAGCGAGUGUAGCUGGGCCAACAUCGAGGUGUCAAAGGUCAAGCUGGACGUGGUGUGCGUUCCGAUCGAUGAUCCGAAGAGUACGGUGUACACAUGGUACAUGGCUGGCUCAGCGGAGACGCGGCGUGUGGAGACUUUGCUCAAGAGGUACAUGCUCAAGGUGUUUGGGCGCAAUGAGGGGCCCGUCGGGAAGUUCAUCCACAUCGAGAAGUCGCCCAUUGCGGUGAUGAGCGAGGUGGACACCGAGUCCCGUGCCAAGCGCAUGAAGAAGCUCAGUGCAGACAUGGGCAAUCACAUGGACGAGCUUCGAUGGUUCCUCUACGAGUACGGCGAUGCUCGCAAGGAUGCUGCUGGGAAGGUCGACAACUCUGCCGAGGAAACUGCGCUGCUGCGAGAUGCCAAGACAAUGGUGAAAAUCAUGGAUGAGACGAUGGGCGGAGCCGGCAAUGUGGCAGCAGGCGCGGCGACCCGCGGAGACGGCACGGCGAGCGCGGCGAGCGUGGAGAGCGCGGCGAGCGUGGCAAACGAGUCGGAGAACGGAGCGCUGGUCGCCCCGUACCGCGCGUUUGUGCAAGGCGGCCUUCAGGCCUCCGCAGAUCCGAACCCCAUUCGGGCGAUGCUUCUCGGCUCCUCGGUCGCAGCAGGCGAGUUGACCGCGCUAUGGGGCCGUUCUGCCUCGGUGUCGCCGCGAUUCGCUCGCCUUUGGUGGCGCGUGACUGCUGGCGCUGUGGUCCUGGGCCGAUGCGUGGCCUUGUUGGCCUUUGCCUGGGCACGCGGAGUGUGGGCCGAGGAGCUGGCACGGCUCCCAGCGGCAGUCUCUGGCGCCUUCGCCGUCUUCGGUACCGCUUUCUCGCUGCUGACGCUUCUGUGGUGUGCGCAGCUCCUCGCCGACUGCUCAAGCGACCUCGUGGCCGCCAGAAGGCCGCCCUGA